Messenger RNA from Prosopis cineraria, 1027 nucleotides. RefSeq lists its product as uncharacterized. The coding region runs from base 173 to 691 and encodes 172 amino acids. The record is from RefSeq and is a predicted model, not a curated record. The transcript has 6 exons. NCBI's taxonomy places the organism in Eukaryota, Viridiplantae, Streptophyta, Magnoliopsida, Fabales, Fabaceae.
GGAGGGCCUUCCGAUCCGGCCUCGACCAUCCUGAUCCAGCGAUGGCUUAAUAUCUCAGAACCUGGUCAAAAAGUCAAUCCUCACUGAUUUCUCUCUCCUCGGCCUCGCUUCUAAUCAUCCCACAGAGAGAGAGGGGGGAGUGGGAGAGAGAGAGGGCGAGAGGGACGAAGAAAUGCUAGAAAACCCUCCUCCCGCACAAUUACAAUCGGCAGCAACGGAUUCGCCUGCACCUGUUAAGCGCUAUGCUCCUCCGAAUCAGAGGAAUCGUUCUAACAACAGGCGCAAGUCUGCUGAUGGUCUUGAUCGAGCAAACAGUCUUGGUAAUGAUCUAGAAAAGAAUCAAUAUGCUUCAAGAAGUGUUCCAGUUACUGAUCAUGGAGAUGCUGGUGGCAGUAAUCAUAAAGAGAAUCACUAUUCAGGCCUCGUAGGAUUAGAAGGGUGUAGUAAUAGUGUAGCUUCGCAGCUUUUGAAUGAUCGUUGGACAGCUGCAAUGCAGUCCUACAAUCAUUCCAAGGAUUCAUCUGAAAAGCCAGUUAUGCACUCAGGAGGGACAGCAGCAUGGACUCAUUUAAGACUUCCUCAUCAGAUUGUGGCAUCAUCACCAGGUAAUGCCGCCUUUGUUUCACAGAUGGACUUCCUGGGAGAACUUCGCCGUCAAAUGCACAGUGCUAAUUCUGCAUUUGACUCCUGAUCAGAAGACAUGAUUUCCUUAGACAAGUUCUUGACUCAUCCUGGAUUUGCUGAACCACUUGCUGAUAUUCAAUUACCUGUGUUGUCUGAGACUAGUGCUGGUUUUGUGGUAUGUCAAACAAUAUAUAAUGUAUGUAAUAGGGGAUCCUAUCAAUAGUCUACCAUGCCCAUUUAUGCAUUGGGUAUACUAUAUGGUCCUAUGUAAUUCACAUGUUUACAUUUGCGCAUGUCUGAUUGCUACUUGCUAGUGUGAUUCCAAUUGUCUAAACAGUUUAGAUAUUGGAGCUUGCUCCUUGGUGUCUUUCAAAGAGGAAAAAUCCCUCAGAUGGUUUGGGAA